CCCAUCGCAUCAAGACUCGCAUCGUCGUAAACCCACAACCCACCCAACUCUUCGCAAGCUCUUCACACUGCACUAGCGCAUUCAAAUCCCCGACCGUUGCAACUGUUUGUGCGCCAUCAAUAUGGGGAAACGCAAGAAGUCUUCGAAGAAAGCACCCGGGCCCAAGAGGAAGGAGAAGCUUCCCACGACGUUCCAGUGCCUGUUCUGCAAUCACGAGAACUCUGUCUCAGUCACAAUCGACAAGAAGUCCGGCGUCGGCAACCUACAUUGCAAGGUGUGCGGUCAAACGUUCCAAACAAACAUUAACUACCUUUCUGCGCCCGUUGAUGUCUACGCCGACUGGAUCGAUGCCUGCGACGCCGUUGCGAAGGAAGCUUCGGGCGGCGCGACCGGAAAAUCUUUGAACCGCGCCGGAGCACUCCCUCGGCGCAAUGCUGCAGCGGAAGAAGGCGAAGGUCAGGGGGAUGACUUUAUUGUCGAUGAUGAGCUGGACGCCGAGGGCGAGUACGCGGACGACGAGUGAUUUAUUCAUGGACUAUUGGUGUGUUCCGACUAUCUUCAUGCAUAUAGGGUCACGUUCAGGCAGGCAGUACUUUGGCGUUUUGGGAAAUACCAGGGUCUAUCGGAGAUUCACCACGUUUGUCAGAAAUAUUGCAAUCGAACAGGACUAAAGUCCUUCAUUUCAUUGUUAUGCCGACUGCACUGGCAGCGACUUCCCC
Molecule: messenger RNA, 719 nt
Organism: Lindgomyces ingoldianus
Lineage: Eukaryota; Fungi; Ascomycota; Dothideomycetes; Pleosporales; Lindgomycetaceae
Product: Elf1-domain-containing protein
Exons: 4
Coding region: 122-523 (133 amino acids)
Biological process (GO): transcription elongation by RNA polymerase II
Cellular component (GO): transcription elongation factor complex
Molecular function (GO): RNA polymerase II complex binding
Source: RefSeq, a predicted model, not a curated record